GAAGCCUUUUGUCGCCCUCUGAGGUAAAGCCCGGAUUUCAGCGCGGCGCUCACCGGGCUACUGGGAGUCGAGUCCGGUUCGGUCUGGUCUGGUCUCGGAGGAGUGUUUAAUGCUGAAAAGAUUCCCAGACACGGGGCUCGGAAAAACAUCUGAAGGUCAGUGUUAUGCGCGUGCACACCGGACACCGGGGAUACCGUGACUGUGCUCGGGAGCAUCACCCAGCAUCACGAGCUUAAAGGGGAAAAACACCGAAUUUGUGGACGUUAAUGGCACAGAAGUAGCUUCCUUCCGCUUCUUAAAUCGCAGUAUUUCUGGGACGGUGUUUAAAGUUCAGGUGGUCUGCUUUCAGCGUCUCGCGCGCACGAUGAUGCAAAUCUACGACUCGUGCAACCAAAAGCACUCGCUGUUCAGCGCGAUGACGCGCUUCAUCGGCGCCGUGAACAACAUGGACCAGACGGUGAUGGUGCCCAGUCUGCUCCGGGACGUGCCCCUGGACAACGACGACGCGGCAGGAGGAGGAGGAGGAGAGGUGAAGAGUCCUGCACGCGCUGCCGGAAACGCUGUGCACCCGGUACCGGCUGCGUACUUCCGCACCGGAGACAUGUACGGCUACUACGUGCUGCUCAAAUCCAUCCGCAACGACAUCGAGUGGGGCGUGUUACAGGGCGACGAGCGGCGCAAAGACCCCGCGCGCAUCGAACCGGACGGCGAGGACCUCGAGCAGCUCUUCCGCUUCCACCUGAACGGCCUGCACGCCGUGCUCGGGGAGCUCACGCGCAAGGCCAACACGCUCACGAACCGGUACAAGCAGGAGAUCGGUAUCGGCGGCUGCGGGCUUUGAACUCCCUCCCACUCGCUCACAAAGUACUUGCGCUCUUAUUUCUAGCUCAAAGGCGAAAAAUCCUAUUUACUUUUUUUUUAAAUCUCUCUCUCGCACCUCCUUUUAUUUUGACGGACUGCGUUCUUUGGCUCGGGAUGACGCACGUGCUUAGUAUAUGCAAGUGUAUUUAAUAUGCAAAUAGGGAUGAGUAUCCCAGGGGACAUGACGGAGAGGCCCUGAGUGCAAAGCGCUACUAAUCCCCUCCACACCCAGGCCUUCAGUCAGUGAAGUGGAGUCCAAUGAUCAUCCUGUUUAAUCGGGUGUUGAGUGAUUCCUGGAGAUGAAUUAGCUGCAGCAUGUUUAAAAAAAAAACAAACCUUGUGUGUAAAGCUGUCUUGUGGGUUUUUUUUUUUUUUAAAUCUCAAAGCUUAAAAAAAGAAUAAACAUUUUUUUUGUAAAGGUU
Neoarius graeffei (lesser salmon catfish) is the source of this 1283-nucleotide messenger RNA. It is a transcript of the gene mid1ip1b, whose product is annotated as MID1 interacting protein 1b. The transcript has 2 exons. NCBI's taxonomy places the organism in Eukaryota, Metazoa, Chordata, Actinopteri, Siluriformes, Ariidae. Gene Ontology annotation, cellular component: cytosol. The coding region runs from base 365 to 841 and encodes 158 amino acids. The record is from RefSeq and is a predicted model, not a curated record. Gene Ontology annotation, biological process: regulation of lipid biosynthetic process.